AUGUACAAGAGAUAUUUCUCCACCUCUCUCAAAACAAACCAACAGGCUCUAAAGAAGAUUCUUGAAGAGAAGACUUAUCAAGUAACUACUUAUGCAAGACCUUCUGAUUUAUGCAUCACAAGAGGCCUUAACGCCAAGUUAUUUGAUGAUUUCAACAAUAAGGAAUACAUUGAUUUUACUGCCGGUAUUGCUGUGACGGCAUUGGGUCAUGCAAACCCUAAAGUUGCUGAAAUUUUGCAAACCCAAGCUACUAAGCUUGUACAUUCAUCAAAUUUAUAUUUCACAAAAGAAUGUCUUGAUUUAAGUGAGAAACUGAUAGAAAAGACCAAGAAAUUUGGAGGCCAACACGAUGCAUCUAAAGUUUUCUUAUGCAAUUCCGGUACAGAAGCCAAUGAAGCGGCUCUAAAGUUUGCAAAGAAACAUGGUAUUACUAAAAAUCCCAAAAAACAAGGUAUAAUUGCUUUCGAAAACUCAUUCCAUGGCCGCACAAUGGGUGCACUUUCAGUAACAUGGAAUAAGAAAUAUAGAACACCAUUUGGUGAUCUUGUACCUCAUGUGUCAUUCCUGAACAUAAAUGAUGAACUAUCAAAGAUAAAGGACUUUAUCAAUACCAAGAAAGACGAAAUCGCUGGUCUUAUCAUUGAACCUAUUCAAGGUGAAGGAGGUAUAUUUCCAAUUCCAAUUGAGAAACUGGUAGCUUUGAAAGAAAUAUGCCAAAAGAAUGAUAUAAUUGUUAUCUAUGAUGAAAUCCAAUGUGGCCUAGGCCGUACUGGUAACUUAUGGGCCCAUGCAGCUCUACCAAAAGCUGCUCAUCCAGAUAUUUUCACUUCAGCUAAAGCGUUAGGUAAUGGUUUCCCUAUUGCUGCCACUGUUGUGAAUGAAAAGGUCAACAAUGCCCUGCAAGUUGGUGACCAUGGUACAACUUAUGGUGGUAAUCCUUUGGGAUGUGCUGUUAGCAAUUAUGUAUUGGAUGUUAUCGGAGACCAAGCGUUCUUGGACUCUGUAACAAAGAAGGGUGAAUUAUUGAAGAAGGGUCUAUUGAAGAUCAAGGAACAACACCCAGACAAGAUAUCCGAUGUUAGAGGUUCAGGCUUGAUAUGGGGUGUUGAGUUCAAGGACGCUCCAGGUGCUAUUGUCCAAAAAGCCAGAGAACUUGGUCUGUUGGUUAUCACUGCCGGUAAAACUACAGUUAGAUUUGUUCCAUCAUUGACUAUUGAAGACGAAGUAGUAGAGGAAGGAUUAACCAUUUUCAACAAGGCAGUUAAUGACGUCUUCUCAAAAUAA
Molecule: messenger RNA, 1284 nt
Organism: Nakaseomyces glabratus
Lineage: Eukaryota; Fungi; Ascomycota; Saccharomycetes; Saccharomycetales; Saccharomycetaceae
Gene: ARG8
Product: acetylornithine transaminase
Biological process (GO): arginine metabolic process
Cellular component (GO): mitochondrial matrix
Molecular function (GO): pyridoxal phosphate binding; transaminase activity; identical protein binding
Source: RefSeq, a predicted model, not a curated record